AUGCCGUUUGGAGCGCCCGCCGCGCGGUUCGAAGUCACUGCGGAGAACGUGAAUGUGCUGAGCAGUGCCACGGAGUUCCGCGAAGUGCUGGUGAACAAGUUGGCCGCAGCACAGCGCCGCGUGAUCAUGACCUCCUUAUACAUUGGCGCGGAACAGGAGCAGAUCUUGGAACAAAUUGGUCGUAAGAAGCGGGAAGGCUUGGAGGUGUGGACGAUGACUGAUUACUGCAGGACGGUUCGCCCGGACAAGGGUCCCGCAGGCCGAGUGUCCAGUUCGGUGGAGACGAUGCUGGCGGUAGGUGGCGAGGACGGCUGGGACUGCUACCUGUAUCAGACGCCGGUGCCGUACAGAUGGCAGCGGUGGUUCCCUUAUCGGAUGCAGGAGACGCUCGGUGUCCUGCACUGGAAAUACUAUAUCUUUGACGAUGAUGUCAUUGUGACCGGCGCCAAUAUUGCGACUUCGUAUUUGACGAACCGCCAUGACCGAUGGAUCUUGGUGCGCAAGAACAAGUCUUUGUGCGACGCGCUGGCGCACAUCGGCCAGCUAUGGCACGGCUGUUGCCAUCGGUUGCUGUUUGGCUCGCGGGCCACAGGCGGUCCGGCAGUGGUGUAUCUGUCGGGUACGUCGCGGGCCGUGUACCUGUUGCAGCCGCGCAAGCACUUGAACGAGUGUCUGUUGGAGAUUGAGAGGUUUCUGCCGACAGUGUGUGAUUUUGGAGAAGACUGUGAGAGCCUGGAUGCAAAGCACCUGCAAGACAUAGUUCGGCUCUCGCUUGGCAUCCAUUGUGGAUACGCGCCGGAAGGGAGCAAGCUCAGUUGGACGGAGCCCGAGUUCAUUGUAAAGGCGUUGCGGGGCCCGGCGCAGGUGCGUACGGAGGACACGACAUUGGUCUUAGCUACACCGUACUGCAAUUUGUCUCCGGAGACCAUUGGGUUGCUGCGCACUGAACUUGGCGACCGUGAGCUCCGCAUUGUAGGGCCCUCUCCGAACGCUUCGAGUUUUUUCGAUGGCGGCCCUGUGCUGAGUGCCAUCCCUUUCGCGUACUUGCGGCUGACCGUGCGGGCGUUGGAGGCUUUGACACGCGUGAUUCGGGUGCGCUACAGCGCCUUUCUAUCGCAAGCACAGUCUACGUUCCACGCCAAGGGCAUUUGGCAUGUGGCUCGGAAUCAACUGCACGGCCAGUCAGCGGCAUGCGGUGAUCGUGUGCUGACCAUCGCCGGUUCGACCAACUUCGGGCUGCGGAGUCAGAAACGGGAUUUGGAGUGUCUCUUCCUUAUUGAUACGUGCGCGCCUAAGUUGGUGAAACAAUUUGAAGGUGAAUUGGCGCUGAUCGAGAGCCUUAGUCAAGACUGCUCGGAUAUCAGGGCGCUUAAGAACGGCCUCGAGUCGGCGAAAUGGGUCACACGGAUGAUUGCAAAGUUCUUCGCCAACAAUUCCUUUUUCAGAAGUCUGCUGUAA
Molecule: messenger RNA, 1458 nt
Organism: Gregarina niphandrodes
Lineage: Eukaryota; Apicomplexa; Conoidasida; Eugregarinorida; Gregarinidae
Product: putative CDP-diacylglycerol-glycerol-3-phosphate 3-phosphatidyltransferase
Exons: 1
Coding region: 1-1458 (485 amino acids)
Biological process (GO): cardiolipin biosynthetic process
Cellular component (GO): mitochondrion
Molecular function (GO): CDP-diacylglycerol-glycerol-3-phosphate 3-phosphatidyltransferase activity
Source: RefSeq, a predicted model, not a curated record